This is a messenger RNA of Lasiodiplodia theobromae, 1521 nucleotides long. RefSeq lists its product as uncharacterized. Gene Ontology annotation, cellular component: plasma membrane. Gene Ontology annotation, molecular function: dipeptide transmembrane transporter activity; allantoate transmembrane transporter activity. Gene Ontology annotation, biological process: transmembrane transport; dipeptide transport; tripeptide transport. Bases 1 to 1521 code for a protein of 506 amino acids. Lineage: Eukaryota; Fungi; Ascomycota; Dothideomycetes; Botryosphaeriales; Botryosphaeriaceae. The record is from RefSeq and is a predicted model, not a curated record. The transcript is spliced from 4 exons.
AUGAUGGAAUCCAAAGACUCCAAAGUUGAGAAGGUCGCCGAAAUGACAGAGCAAGUUGGACCAGAGUCACACAAAGAACCGGGACCUCAGUACUUGAUCGAUCCAGAGGACGAAAAAAGGGUUCUCAGGAAGCUGGACCGGGUCAUUCUUCCCCUUAUGGCUCUCGUCUACUUCUUUCAAUAUCUCGACAAGCAAAGCAUCAACUAUGCCGCCAUCUUCGGCCUCCAAGACGAUCUGAGUCUGACCGGCACCGAGUUCUCGUGGGCCAUCUCGCUGUUCUACUUCGGCCAGUUCUGCUCAGAGUAUCCAGCUGCUUAUUUGAUGAGCCGCCUGCCCAUCACCAGAUUCGUCGGCGCGACCAUCGUUCUCUGGGGUGUCACCGAGAUGUGUCUCGGCGCGACCGCAGAUUUUCCGAGUCUGGGAGCAGUACGAUUCUUACUCGGCUUCACCGAAGGUGCAGUCUCGCCUUCAUUCAUGAUCAUCACGAGCAACUGGUACAAACGGAGCGAGAACCCCGUCAGGAUAGCCACGUGGGUUUCGAUGUUCGGUGUAUCCCAAAUAGUCGGGGCUCUCAUGAUGUACGGAAUCGGCACGGCGGGCGACAACAUGGAAAUUGAGUCAUGGAGAGUCAUGUUCUUGGUAUGCGGUGGCCUGACCGUGGGCUCUGGGAUACUAUUCCUUGUCGUCAUGCCACGCGAUGCUACAACAGCAUGGUUUUUGAACGAGCAAGAGAGACGAAUUGCCGCCGAGCGGCUUGCACUUGAGAGGGCAACAAGAGACAGGGCCGAGUUCAACAAGAAACAGGCUCAAGAAGCCUUGACGGACCCGCGUACGUUUCUGUACGCUAUGAUGGCCUUGUGUAUAACAAUACCCACGCCAAUCGUAAAGGUUUCUAUCUCCAUGUACCGAGUGGAACACGUUUCAAGAGCUGACCGCUUCAAGUUCUCAUCCAAAGUCAUUCACGGCUUUGGCUACAGUUCACUACGAACCAUGCUCGUCGGCCUACCGGGAGGCGCUAUUGCGUUCGUCCUUGUCUGGGUCGGUGCCAUGGGCCCGCGGUACUUGGACAACGCACGCUGCUUUUUCGGCAUGUUUCUCGCCCUGAUGCCCCUGCUUGGAAGCCUCUUGCUCCUACUGCUCACACAACCCUGGGGCAUCGUGGUCAGCACGUGGUUCGCUGGUUGCACCGCUCCUCCUCUCGGCCAGGUUGUCGGCCUGAUGGCGUCGAAUGUCAAGGGAAACACAAAGAAGUCUGUCAACGGCGCUGUCUUCUUCGUCUUCUACUGCGUUGGCUGUAUUGUCGGCCCGCAGCUGUGGCAAGCCGAAGAUGCCCCGCACUAUCGGAAGGGAUGCAUUGCGAGCAUAGCUAGUUAUGCCUGUUUGAUUUUGAGCUUACUGGCUUACUACCUGUCGGGCGUGAGGAGCAAUCGUAAGCGCGAUGGGGAGGAUGAGUCCACAGUCAUGUCAGCCGAUGAGGACCUAACGGAGCGAGAAGAUCGGGCUUUUCGGUUUACCUUGUAG